GAAGAAGAAGAAGAGUAAGGUUAUCUUAUUUGUUUUUAUUUAUGUGUAUGUCCCUUUUAAAAUGAGUAACAUACAAAACAGUUUUCACAACAGAACUAAUAAGGAUGGAUAAAUAAAUAAGUUUAAAAUGGGGACGAAAAAAUCCGAUAAAAGUAGAAAAUCGGUAACGGUGGAUUUACCGACGUUUACCCGAGAACAAAAAAUUAUAGCCACUGUGUGGUAUCAUGAAAGAGCCUUUACUGGAAUGUCCUAUGAAGAGUUAAAAGAUAAUUUUAUGAUUCGUUUUAAACUUAAAUACCCAACUCGCCAUACACUUAGAGAGUGGGACCAACAGUUAUUUGCCGAAGGUGCUCCCCUCAAAAAGAAGGCAAGAUUAAGGACAUCUUUAGACAGGCUUAUAUAUGUUCCUUAUGUAAAAGAAUCAUUUAUUCGAUUUCCAGACUUAACCGUAAGAGGAAGAGCUGAUAUGCUUGGUAUGUCAGUUGGAACUCUUAACAAUAUUUUAAAAAAUGAUAUAACUGAAGGAGAAGUAGCUUCGUUAAAAAAUACUACUGCCAACUCAACCUCCACACCACAAGGGGAUUCUAAAAGUAAAGAAUAAUUGAAAAUACUCAAGAAUUAACAGAAUGAGGAAGCUAGAAAUGAAAAAUAAAAAUAGAACAGGUCGCCUUAACAUAAGGUGACCAGAUCAUAAACUUGAAAAAACGGGACACAUCCAAGAAGCGUUUGGGGGCGACAUCCUCCAGCCAAAGGGUGUCCGAGGGGCCUACAUCGAGAGACAUUCACAAAACGAGUGUGAUUCAAUGCAUGCCCUUAUGGAAAACAGAAAAAACAUUGAGUCGUAUAUGCUCCACAUCAAUGGAUAUGGAUAACCAUGAUACAAUAUGCCAAAGCCUCAGGCAAGCCUAAAUCCGUAAAUGAAAUAAAUCAGAAGCAAAUUCUAAAUUUUAACCCAUUUAAGGGCACACAUGUUAAUUUUGAAGUAGAUAUUAAUAGUAAAAGAGUAAAGUAAUAAAGUAAAAUGGUUUAAAAUUAAAUAUUUACAGAUACGCAAUAAAAAUGCGAAAAAUUUAGAGAUAUUGUGAUAGU
This is a messenger RNA of Diabrotica virgifera virgifera (western corn rootworm), 1089 nucleotides long. RefSeq lists its product as uncharacterized. The coding region runs from base 128 to 601 and encodes 157 amino acids. The transcript is spliced from 2 exons. Lineage: Eukaryota; Metazoa; Arthropoda; Insecta; Coleoptera; Chrysomelidae. The record is from RefSeq and is a predicted model, not a curated record.